Messenger RNA from Hymenoscyphus albidus, 207 nucleotides. Lineage: Eukaryota; Fungi; Ascomycota; Leotiomycetes; Helotiales; Helotiaceae. The record is from the annotation of a GenBank genome assembly.
AUGGAUCGCUGGCUCAAAGAGACUCCAGCCGAAGAGCCGUGGAACAACAUGGAUAAAAGUUCACAAUCCAACACCAACAGAAAGUCCCACGACAACAAGAAAAGCGGAAAGAAGGAGAAGAAGCAUGGUGGCAAGAAGGAUGGGCAGAAGGAACAAACUUGGAGCAAUACUGGGGUGGACGGGAGUGCUUCUGGAGAGCACCACUAG